Molecule: messenger RNA, 1307 nt
Organism: Sphaerulina musiva SO2202
Lineage: Eukaryota; Fungi; Ascomycota; Dothideomycetes; Mycosphaerellales; Mycosphaerellaceae
Product: LigB-domain-containing protein
Exons: 2
Coding region: 207-1283 (358 amino acids)
Molecular function (GO): zinc ion binding; oxidoreductase activity, acting on single donors with incorporation of molecular oxygen; ferrous iron binding
Source: RefSeq, a predicted model, not a curated record
ACGACUUACCUAUACCUCCUACAGUCCGUACCCGAGACUCGGGAUAUUCUAAGCCACGCUUUAAGUAAGCAGGGUGGUAUGCUAGCCAUCGCCUGAAUAGCUUAGAAACGACUCGAACAAAAGAAACGAAAUAAAAAGUACAAGACCCAACCAGAACGAUCCAUCAUCCAUGAUUUCCAAUUCCCGCUAGCUACAGGUACCUACUGAUGUAUCCCUCCUCAUCCUCCUGGUUUCGAAUUCUACUCAUAGGACUCCUCAUCGCCGCCACAAUUCCUCUCCUCGCUUCGCAAUCCACCACGCUCGCCCAGCUCUUGAACCGUACAAAGAGGUCCCUCAUUCUACCCUUUUGGACCGGUAGAAACAACCACAACUCCUCCUUUACCUCCAACAACACCAACACCAUUACAAGGAAUUUCCUCUCUCUUAAUAACAACAACAUCAACACAACAACAAUAAUGCCAGGCCAACGAACCCCCGUCUACUUCCUCUCCCAUGGAGGUCCCAAUAUCAUGGAAGAUACAAACCACAAAGCCUAUGCCAAAUUACAAGAAAUCGGCCGAGAAAUCACGCAACAGGUUCAGCCGAAAGCUGUGGUGGUGUUUAGUGCACAUUGGGAAGGAUAUCGAGAUACGAUUGAAGUGAAUACGGCAGAGAAUAUGGGUUUGAUUUAUGAUUUUUAUGGAUUUCCCGCCCAUUACUACGACAUGAAAUACCCACACACAGGCUCUCCCCAACUCGCCGCCCACGUCAUCGAGAAAAUCCGUUCGGCAGGAAUCCCCGUCGAAGGAGUCCGUCGCGGUCUCGAUCACGGAGUCUGGGCAUCCUUCAUGUGCGCCUUCUCACCCGACAAAAACCCGUUAAAUGUGCCGAUUGUGCAAGUUUCCAUUUCCGACAACCAUGAUCCGGAUCGGCACUACCAACUCGGUCGCGCCGUCGCAUCGUUGCGAGAUGAAGGGGUGCAGAUUAUUGUGUCGGGUAUGGCGGUGCACAAUUUGCGGGAUAUGGCGCGGGCGUGGGGAAGACCGGGCGCGUUGGAUUAUGUGUAUUCGUUUGAUAAGGCUUUGAAGGAGGCGGUGGAGAGGAAACCGGAGGAGAGGCAGGCUGCGAUGGCGGAAUUGUUGAAGCGGUCGGAUGCGAGAAAGGCACAUCCGACGUUUGAGCAUUUGUUGCCGAUUUAUGUGGGUGCUGGGGCGGCGAGUGAGGAGUCUGGGAAGCAGUUAUGGACUUUGCCGGAGGGAAGUAUGAGUUGGGCGCAGUAUCGAUUUGGAGAAGUUGGAGCUUGAAUAGUGAAUUAAAAAAUGUCCUUG